UAUAAACUGAAAUUAUUAAAUGAAGAAAAAGAGCGGAUUUAUUUCCCCCUCAAUCUUUAAAAAAGAGUCUCCACAAAGAGAAGCCUCCGGAAUUGCUGGAGCUAACCUUUAUCAGCAACUAAAUACUGAUUUAAGGUGUCCUAUCUGCCAAGAAAUUUUCGAAGACCCUGUAGUAACUCCUUGAGAUCAUGUAUUUUGCAAUGAAUGUAUUUAAGAAAAUGAUUUUAAUUUAAGAAAAUGAAGUCAAUGUGCCCAAAUUGAAGAAGACCCUUAAACAAAAGAGAACUCCAAACGAUUAGCAUUUUCUCAAAGGCAUGCAAGACUAUUAAACAACUAAAAAUUGAGAAUAACCUGUGCACACAAUAUACGCCAGUGAAAUAAGUUCGUACUUCGAGACCGCCAGGCAAUUAAAGACUCUCUAGCUAAGCGUAAACUCAGAGAAAACGAAGAACAAAAAGUCAAAGAGGAAAUAGAAGAGACCAAAGUUCUAGAAGAUUCUAAACUUCAGACACCUAUCUCUCGUAGAAGAAGAUAUCAAGAUAUCUCCACCUCUAAGGAAGAAAAGAAGGCUAUUCCAAAGGAAAAUAAUCCAUUUGACAAUGGACAGAAAUAUCUCAAUGGAAAGAGAAAGAUACGAGAGCAUUCUUCGAGAAGUAGAGCCCAACUCAAUACAGAAGCUACUAUCAAAAGAUUCAAAGCUAAGAAAAACAAAAGAAAGAAGACAAGCAUUCCAAGAAGUAAGAAAGGACCAAGUAUAUGAGCAACAGGCCUUAGUGAUGAUGAAAAAGAUAUCCUAGACAUAUUUGGACUCCAAUUUGGCUUCAGAAUUACCUCUAAAGUAGAACCUAGUACCAAAGAAGCCAAGCUCUUGUGAAAAAUAGAUGGAGAACUGAAGAUCACUCAUAAAGUAAUACAGGCUUUACUAAACGGUAUCCCACUGAUAAAUUACGAUUGGGUCACUUCCUCACUCGAAUGCAAGUCAGCACCACUAAACCCAGAUCCUUACAUCAUCAAAAAUGGUUGGAACGUAUUCCCCUACUCAGAUCUCUUCCAAAACGUCCACAUAAUCCUUGAUUACUCCCUCAAAUCCGACCCCUCUCUUUCAAAUCUCUCCUUAAAACCCUCUCUGACCAAAAUGGGUGCCAUCCUCCACCGUACACUCAACUCUUACCUAAAAUCCUGCCCUCAGAGCCCCUCAAAAUCUCCCAAAAAAUCCAAAAAGCCUACUUCCAAGCCAGUUUGUUACUUGUUUGUCUCGCCUAAUUUCACAGAGAGUCAGCUUCCGAAAUCCCUUCAGCUAGGCCAGCAACUUGUAGUGGUGAACUACAAGUGGAUGUUCCACUGUAUGCUCAAGGGAGACAGGGUAUAGUGCUAGUCAGGGAAAUAAGGAGACUUUUUGGUUAGGA
Molecule: messenger RNA, 1406 nt
Organism: Moneuplotes crassus
Lineage: Eukaryota; Ciliophora; Spirotrichea; Euplotida; Euplotidae
Source: the annotation of a GenBank genome assembly